AUGUACAGUGUGGAGGACCUGCUGAUCUCUCAUGGAUACAAACUGCCUAAGAGCGGCCCCGCCUCCGCACCGCCGUUCGAGCGCCGGGCGCCAGAGUGUCCACGCUCAGACCCGGUGGAUGCCAGGGCGGGGCGCGGCGCUCUGAACGGGUACGAGGCCGAGCGCGCCGCCUCCUCCUCCCUCAGCGGCCUCUACAGCAGACAGGCCCUGGUCAAGGCCUACCCCCCCGAGAGCGAGGGCCAGGACCGCAUCCUCCGCCGCAAAGACAUGGUUCUGCAGGACGCCGCGCCCGUGGUGGAGUCGCUCGCCAUCGACAGUGGGUGA
Knipowitschia caucasica is the source of this 324-nucleotide messenger RNA. NCBI's taxonomy places the organism in Eukaryota, Metazoa, Chordata, Actinopteri, Gobiiformes, Gobiidae. The record is from the annotation of a GenBank genome assembly.